AUGGUCGGCAAUUACAAGAUGUUUAAUUUUCACACGAAACGGGAAGCUAUUAUGGUUCUGAUAAACAAUAUGCGCAAGAGACCGUUCUCGGCCGAGGAUCAAGCGGAGAAGAAUAUUAUGACGAAAUACCGAAAGAUGAUCGAAAACAAGUCGACGGCAUACAUAGUCGUAAUUGAGAUCUACUUAAUCGUAAUGUGGACCACCUCGCUCUGCAGAGAUCCUAAAGAGAGAAGACUACCGAUCCGUGGAUGGAUUCCGUACGACUACUCUACUCCGAUUUUGUACGGCGUUACUUACUGUUAUCAAGUAUUGAGUACAGUGUCUGCCACGUUUAUGCACGUCGCCAACGAUAUAUUGUUCAGCAACUUGAUGCUGUUGAUACACUGCCAGUUGGAAAUCCUCGAGUAUCGUCUGCGACAGAUCAACAACGACGACAAGGGAUCGGCGAGAGAAUGCGCUCGUUACCACGAGUACAUAUACGAAUUCGCAGCGGAAGUGAACAAAAUCUUUCAAGGAGUAUUGUGCUUUCAGUUCCUGGCGAGUGUAGGGAUGAUCUGUUUCAAUCUUUACCGAAUCACGCAAACCGAGCUGGGCCCGAGAGUGUACGAAACGUGUCUGUACACGGUUAUCACACUGUUACAACUCUUUUACUACAGUUGGUACGGGAAUGAAGUCAGACUGAAGAGUCUCGAACUUCCGGAAAUGAUCAUCCGGAGCAACUGGACGAACUUGGACAACGAGACGAGGAAGAUUCUACUGGUUAUCAUGCUACGGGCCACUCUCCCCAUCGAGUUUACGAGUGCUCACGUUCUAUCGGUCAACGUGGAAACUUUUAUGACGGUACUGAAAACAUCUUAUUCCGCGUACAACGUGAUGCAAAGACCGGUCACAUGGACGUCCACGUCCAAGAAGUUGUUGUAUAAGGUGUAUACGGUUCUAGUGUUGAUUAUCCUAGAAUCGUUGUUGCUGACGUUAAUUCUGGACAUGGUAUUCAACGUCGAGAAUCAGGAUGACUUUAGCGACAACUUGUACGCGCUGAUGCCCGUCAUCACUUCUUCCUGCAAGCUGUGCAGUUUCUUAGCGAAUCGUGAGAGGAUUAUGGGAUUGAUAAGCAAGGUAAAGAGAAAGCCUCAUUUGCCAACCAGUGAGGCGGAGAUGAGGAUUCAGAUAAGAAUCGAUGAAAUGAACGAGAAGCUGGCAACAGUGUUCACGAGCGUGUUCGGCAGCUGCGUACUAAUCAUAUGGAUCACCUCGCUGAUCAGAGACACGAGGAACAGAGUGUUAGCGUUCCGCGCCUGGGUACCGUACAACUAUUCGUCUCCGACUCUGUACACGGUUACCUACACUCAUCAGGCGCUAAGCGUAACAGUCUCCUCGCUGAUGAACAUCGCGUACGAUACUCUGUUCAGCGGACUGAUGUUCUCCAUAUACAGUCAACUGGAGAUCCUCGGGCAUCGUCUACGAAAUAUCAGGAGCGAUCAGAGGGGAACGGCGAGAGACUUUGUGGCGAAGAUGAACGAACGUUUCGAAUUAGUGUUGUGCGUUCAGUUCCUGACCAGCGCGUUGAGCAUGUGCUUCGUGCUUUACCAAUUCACGCAGAGCGAUGGAAACGCGAGACUGGCCGAGAUGUUCAUGUACGCGGUUUGCAUGCUAGUAGAGAUAUUCUACUAUUGUUGGUACGGAAACGAAGUCAGGCUAAAGAGCCUCGAAAUUCCAGACGUGAUUUACGCCAGCGACUGGUUAAAUUUAGACGAAAAAACAAAGAAGACUCUCCUAAUGAUCAUGAUACGUUCUAGAAUCCCUAUGCAGUUCACCAGCGCCCACGUCGUUUCGAUGAACAUAGACACUUUCAUGACAGUACUUAAGACUUCUUACUCGGCGUACAAUGUGCUUCAGCAAAGGUAA
Molecule: messenger RNA, 1905 nt
Organism: Nomia melanderi (Alkali bee)
Lineage: Eukaryota; Metazoa; Arthropoda; Insecta; Hymenoptera; Halictidae
Source: RefSeq, a predicted model, not a curated record